Neurospora tetraspora is the source of this 1452-nucleotide messenger RNA. RefSeq names its product protein-tyrosine phosphatase-like protein. The record is from RefSeq and is a predicted model, not a curated record. The coding region runs from base 1 to 1452 and encodes 483 amino acids. Gene Ontology annotation, biological process: protein dephosphorylation; negative regulation of MAPK cascade. The transcript has a single exon. NCBI's taxonomy places the organism in Eukaryota, Fungi, Ascomycota, Sordariomycetes, Sordariales, Sordariaceae. Gene Ontology annotation, molecular function: protein tyrosine/threonine phosphatase activity; MAP kinase tyrosine phosphatase activity; MAP kinase tyrosine/serine/threonine phosphatase activity. Gene Ontology annotation, cellular component: cytosol; cytoplasm; nucleus.
AUGUCACCACCACCCGCUCCCAUAGGACACGGUUCCUCCUCAGAGUAUCAGCCCACCAAACGCCGGAAAUCAUCUUCCUCCUCAACGCGCAGCUCGGGAUACUUCGCUGCCGCCAUCCCCACCGUCUCCGUUCCCGCGCCUACUUACUCCGGCCAUCACCGCCCAUCCAGCGCCUCUCGAGACGACGGCUCCCCUCGCCCGGGCAGCAGUAGCCCUAGCACCUUUGUUCUCCCUCCUGGAGUUUCCAUCAGCCAGAUUACGCCCAAUGUUUUUGUCGGGAAUAAUGCGAGUUCUACUUCGAUCCAGACGUUGAUGCAUUAUGGUAUUACGUCCAUGGUAUCCCUCCUGUCGACGGCGGAACAGCAACUGAAUGAGGAGGCAUGGAACAGCCCGGCGUUGGACAUGUUAGUCCCCAAGAGCAACAGGUUGUUUGUGCGCUGUGAGGAUUCGCCCGAGGAGGAUUUGGUGGGGAGGUUGGGCAUGAUUUGUGAGUUUGUUGAGGAGCAAGUCGAGAGACGUAAGAGGGAAAAAAGUGUUGAGGAGGUGUUGGAGAACGUGUUACCUGCGAGUGAGGUGCCUAAGGGGUUUAAUACGAAUGUUGGUCAGGAGCCGAAACCGAGGCAGAGGGUGCGGAGUCUGAUUCCUGAUGAGGAGGGGAGGGUUGAGGGGCCGACACCCGCGCAGCCGGCACCCGCGCAGCAGGGUGCUGAAGAGAUGGCAGAGUUGACAAGGCAGCAGAAGUCGAGGAGGGAGUCGGCUCCGGCGCCGCAGAGGCAACGCGUGAGGUCAUUAAUCCCCGAUGACGUGGAACCGGCCGGAGGACCAUCGACAUCACCCAAACCGAUCCCGUCCCUCCCAUCAGGGUCAAUCCCCUGCAUUCCAUCCGCGCCCGUCCCUUCACUCCCCGGCCAAGGCCAACUCUCAACAUCCCACCUCUCACCAUACUCAACACCCUGCCAACUGUCCGCCCUCUCCCCCUCCGCUCAAGCCGGUCCCUCAACAUCUACAUCCAGACCAACAAGCUCCUCAACCCAAUCCAGCCUCCCUACCAACGAAGGCGGCAAAGUCCUAAUCCACUGCAACCAAGGCGUCUCCCGCUCGGGCGCCGCCUGCGUCGCUUACAUGAUGAAACAGCACCCGAACUGGUCAGCCGAAAAAGCUUUGCGGUUCGUGCAGCUCCGCCGCAAAGAAGUCGAGCCCAGCGAAAAUUUCAUGGCGCAGUUGGAGGUUUGGGGGCAGUGUGGGUUUGAGGUGUGGGAGGAGGAGGAUACCUCCUCUACCUCUGGGAAGGGGCUGGAGGUGGAUGGGAAAAGUAUAGAUGGGAAGAAGUCAGGAAAGAAGAAGAAGGUGCCCAAGGGCCCUUAUAGGAAGUGGUUGGAGAAAAGGGAGGAGUGGAGGAGACGGGUGGGGGAGAUGGGGGGGUUGGUUUUGCCUCCGCAGGACCAGGUUUAG